AUGACAAUGCUCCAGGAACCGUCGAAGAAAUACAAGCCAUUUAAGGCUCCUAAACUACCAAACCGAACAUGGCCUGACAAGGUUAUUGAGAAGGCUCCUCGUUGGCUGUCGAGUUGUCUGCGCGAUGGAAACCAGAGUCUGCCUGAUCCCAUGAACGGCGAGGAGAAGUGGCGAUACUUCAAGAUGCUUUGCGACCUGGGCUACAAGGAGAUCGAGGUCUCUUUCCCUUCUGCGUCUCAGACCGACUUCGACUUUACCCGACGCCUGAUCGAGACCCCUGGAGCCGUUCCCGAUGAUGUCUGCCUACAAGUUCUUUCACCUUGCCGACCCGACCUCAUCCGCAGAACCGUCGAGUCUGUCCGUGGAGCCAAGAACGCCAUCAUUCACAUCUACCUCGCUACAAGUUCGUGUUUCCGCCAAGUCGUUUUUGGCUACUCCGAACAGCAGACUCUCGACCUUGCUGUCGAGUGCACCAAGCUGGUGAGAUCUCUGACCAAGGAUAACCCGGAGGCCUCGGAUACCAAAUGGCAAUUCGAGUUCUCUCCCGAAUGCUUCUCAGACACAGACCCUGACUACGCCGUCAAGGUUUGCCAAGCUGUGAAGGCGGCCUGGGAACCUAGCGUAGAGGCCGGUGACCAAAUCAUCUUCAACCUUCCCGCCACAGUCGAGGUGUCAACACCCAACGUAUAUGCCGAUUUAAUCGAGACAUUCUGCAACAAUAUUGGAGACAGAAAGGAUGUCUGCGUAUCUCUGCACCCCCACAACGAUCGUGGGUGUAGUGUUGCUGCUGCUGAACUGGCCCAAAUGGCUGGAGCUGACCGUGUAGAGGGCUGCCUCUUUGGCAACGGCGAGCGAACUGGAAACGUUGAUCUCGUUACUCUGGCUCUCAACCUGUACACACAAGGUGUGAACCCUCAAAUCGACUUCUCCGACCUCAACUCAGUUAUCGACAUGGUCGAAUCCUGUACCAAGAUCCCUGUUCACCAGCGUGCCCCAUACGGUGGCAGUCUGGUCUGCGCGGCCUUCUCAGGCAGCCAUCAAGAUGCUAUCAAGAAGGGUUUCCAGGACCGCAAGAACAAGGGCCUUGGACACGAGGAUCCCUGGAAUGGAAUGCCAUACCUGCCCCUGGACCCCAGAGAUAUCGGCCGCAACUACGAGGCCAUCAUCCGUGUCAACUCGCAGUCAGGAAAGGGAGGAAGUGCCUUUAUCGUGCACACCAAGCUCCAGCUCGAUCUACCCCGUGGUCUCCAGGUCGCCUUCUCAAAGGUUGUCCAGAAGCACAGCGAGCAUGUCGGACGCGAGCUUUUGGCCUCAGAGAUCACCUCGCUGUUCGAGUCAACCUACUUCCUCACCGACAACCCCCACUUCCGCCUGGUCGACUACAGCAUUACCCCUGACCGAUCGCGAUCUCCCGCGCCUUCAGCCCAGGGCCGAACUCAGGAUACCAAGGAUUUUAUCCGUAUCUUCGAGGGUGUUGUUGAGGCGAAUGGCAAGGAACUCAAGCUGCGUGGCCGGGGCAACGGACCUAUCUCCAGUAUGGUUGCUGCUCUUAAGGAGAUCAACAUCGAGUUUGAUGUCAACGACUACAAGGAGCACGCCAUUGGUGAGGGACGUGGCGUAAAGGCUGCGUCGUACGUUGAGUGCAAGCCUGUCGGUAGCAAGCAGAGUGUCUGGGGGGUUGGUAUUCACGAGGAUGUUGUCCAGAGUUCUCUGAUUGCUCUCCUGAGCGCAGCAAGCAACUUCAUUGCUAGCCGUCCUGCCAGCCCUCACCUGAAGCCCUCAGCCGAGGCCCCUUCUCAAGGUCCUUCUAGUGUUGUCUCAAUCCUGGAAGAGAAGGCCAAGGAUAUGUAA
Molecule: messenger RNA, 1851 nt
Organism: Fusarium sp. VM40
Lineage: Eukaryota; Fungi; Ascomycota; Sordariomycetes; Hypocreales; Nectriaceae
Source: the annotation of a GenBank genome assembly